Messenger RNA from Marchantia polymorpha subsp. ruderalis, 3531 nucleotides. The record is from the annotation of a GenBank genome assembly. NCBI's taxonomy places the organism in Eukaryota, Viridiplantae, Streptophyta, Marchantiopsida, Marchantiales, Marchantiaceae.
ACUCUCGCCCUGGAUCUCAGACCCAGCCCCGGUCCCAGUCGGUCGGUCAGUCUGUUAGACCGUCAGACCGCCGAGGUCCGGUGACGAGGAGCUGCUGCAGCAGCAGACCGCAGGCGACGAGCGGAGGCGGAAGGAAAAGACGGGGCGCCGGGAAAGAAGACACCAGCCGCGGCUCUCGCAGCGGAACGAGGAUCCGAGUUGUGUGCAGUAGACAAGACAAGAGUCGCACGGCGCGCGGAGGGAGGUCGAGAGCGAGAGCGAGCGGGAGACCCUUCGUCGGACGAAGGACGAAGAAGUGGAAGGAGCGUCGUGGUGGUGUGUUGCGAAAAAUAGCAUAUCGCGCGGACAAUCCAUCGUCUGCUCGUUCAUUCGCAUUGCGAAUCGUCGAACGAAGAGCGAGCGGUGAGCUGCUGCCACUCGCAACUGAACAGGUUCGCAGGACGGAGCGGCGCGGUCACAGGGAAGGUCCUUCGACGGUGGCGGAGCUGAACGGGGCAGCUGCUGCGAUUCAUGCCUAGAGCGGCUGACACUCGCGAGUGGGGAGGAGGAAUUUGUUCGAGGUACACGGCUGUUGAAACCAGAGGCUUGGAUAGGCGAGGAGGUCGAGGAGCAGCGUCGUUUGUCAAAUGUGGUGUAGCGGAUAUAAACGAGCAACACGUCUAGCUCCGCUGCAUGUGAGCGUCGUGUGCAAGUGAGGAGCGCAGGAUGCAAUCUCCGGAGACCAUUGUAGUAGGUGUAAGCUUGGGACAGGAAAGUCAAGACCUUUUGGCUUGGGCGUGCAAUACGGCCGCGCAAAGUGGUGAUCAUAUCAUUGCACUUCAUGUCAUCGACCACAGUGCCAUAAUCGCGAAAGAGUUACAAGAUGGGGGACUUGAGAAGUACAAGUCAAGCGUCGCGUUCGGGUUGACUUCACUUCUGGAUCCGCUCAAAGAGUUGUGUACGGAGAAAGAGCUCACGACGCAGGUGAGGGUUGUAUGUGGAGAGACGUUGGACAAAGUUCUCGUUGAAGAGGCCGCCGCACUGGGCGCAACUCUUCUCGUUCUCAGCACAUCUGGUCGACGUGUCGCCCCUUGGCGGAUACAGGGCACAGCAAGCUACUGCUCAAGGCACGCAGCUCCUGGCUGUUCGGUUGUCGUUGUGAGCAAUAAGAAAAUUUUGCUGUAUAAGGAACAUCGCCAAAAGUUAUCGUACGAUGGCAGUGUUGCUCUGCUGACCGAAGAUAUGCAGGAGUUACUCGCGAAGUCGAGAUACAAAGGAUUGGAAGCUCCGUUUUUUGGACCGGCUCCAAAACAUUCCUCCAGACAGUCAUCUAAGCAAACGUCGCCCGUGAAAGCUUCGUACUUUGAUCCCGCCAGGGAUUCAUUCAGCACUUCCAGACUAUUCAAAGAUGCGUCACCCUCGAAAUGUUCCCUAAUAGAAUCUGGUCGAGAGUCGUUUAGUUCUUCCAAGGUCCACUCCAAGGAGGUCAAGUGUACGAUGUUCGAACUCGGGCGAGACUCCGUCGAUAGGGCGAGCCCAAUCAGUGGAUGCGAAGAGCACCACGCAGAAAUGUUGUCACCGAGGAAUGUUUUAGAUGGGCCUGGAUCUUUUGCUGAUUCUUGCACAAGUUCACCCUCAGGUAGUUAUAACCCUGGCAGCUGGUCACCAUCCAAUGCCAGGAAGUCACUUCUUUCCCCUCUGUCCUCCAGCAGCGAAGAAGCUCGGCACUCUGUAUCAGAGAGGCAGCAGAAGCCAUGCCUGACACUUUGGAAGAAUAUGUCUAUGAGAAGAUGGCAUACGUUUCCAUCCACCAAUCAAAAAGCUCCUAAAAGAAGCCCUUCGAAUUUUUUGGCAACAAGCGUGCUCAAGCUCUGUAAUGGCCCUACCCCGUUGAGUCCGAGCCCCAGCAUGGACAGAGACCAAGCUGGUGCCUUGCUGUGUUCAGCCUUGAGUGACAAGCCUCAUUGGAAGUUUUUCACUUUUGAGGAGCUAGCGAUUGCCACAGAUAACUUCAAUCCAGGCAAUAUCGUGGGGAAGGGUGGUUACGCGGAGGUGUACAGAGGAAGCCUUUCUGAUGGAAGUACGAUAGCUGUAAAGAAACUGAUUAAAGGUGACACCGAGGAGGAGAAGGAGACUUUCUUCUUGACUGAACUCGGAAUUGUAUCUCAUGUCAGUCAUCCUAAUACGACGGAGAUAAUUGGUUUCUGCAUCGAGGGUGGACUGCACCUAGUGUUCCACUUUUAUCACCAUGGAAGUCUUGCAGCUUUUCUUUACGGUGUACAACCCCAAGUGCUGGAUUGGGCUGUCAGGUUCAAGAUAGCUGUAGGUGUGGCGAGAGGUUUGCAUUACCUUCACAGGCAAUGUCCUAGACGAAUCAUUCACAGGGACAUUAAGGCUUCAAAUAUCCUUCUUGGGGAGGACUUCGAACCUCAGAUUUCUGAUUUCGGAUUAGCAAAGUGGCUUCCCGAAUUGUGGACCCAUCAUACUGUUACACCUGUUGAAGGCACCUUUGGUUAUCUGGCACCGGAAUACUUCAUGCAUGGGUAUGUGGACGAAAAGACGGACGUUUUCGCGUAUGGAGUUUUGUUAUUGGAACUGAUUACGGGUCGGCGAUCAAUCAACGCUGCUCAACAGAGCCUUGUUAUGUGGGCGAGGCCAUUGCUGGAUGCGGAGAAUGUCCAGGAGCUUGUGGACCCGAGACUUGCGGGUGCUUUUGAUUCAGAAGAAUUGCACCGAGUUGUACUUGCUGCUACUUUGUGUGUAAGACAGUCAUCUGUGUGGCGUCCGUGUAUGAGCCAGGUUCUCAGUUUGUUGGUCGAUGGAGAGCUUGAAGCGGACUUGCCUGACGCCGUGGACUUUCUAGCUCGGAAAUCUAGCGAAUGUGGGGGAGAUUCAAGUCGGUUUGGUGAUAAUUAUAGCAGUGAUAACUACUCAAGUGACAUGCACCGCCAUCGAGCCUUGGCCCUAGAAUUUUAAUCGGUAUUUUCGAGGGAUUUCGCAGGUUUAACAAAAUGUACGCGAAUGGUGUAUCAUAGCUCAAGCCACUGAUUGUACACUCCCAACUCGUUAGCUUUCCCCACAAGUAAGAGUCAUUUGUAUUCAACACAGAUCUUUAUCAACCCUACCUGUGGACGUCGUACUGUCUGCUCACAGGUGAUAAUCCUGUCACCGUAUAGAUGUCCACAGCCUGGAGGUUGUCGUUGACUGCGAAAUUCAUUUACAGUCUACUAUUUGCGGGAUUAGAAUUCAAGUUUUGUGGCAGAAGAGGUUAUCCGUGGAAAUAAGCUCCACACUUAAAAGAGCCUCCACAAGUAUAUGCACUUUUAGAUAGCGUGUUACGAAAGGAUUUAGGUUUUAGACUGUCAGUUCCUGAUAGCUGACGAUAUGCAGUGUGCCUCGCAGCUUUCAGUUAUUUCAUGCCAUGUACUUGAAUUGUGCUCUAUGCUUCUGAAUCGUACUGAGUAUUUUUGUCGUGUCACUCUUGGGGAUUCACAGCCCUCCGUUUGGGUAUCCCCCUGUUAAUAUCAAACUUCGAAGACAACCACAUAUAUU